Molecule: messenger RNA, 1024 nt
Organism: Elaeis guineensis (African oil palm)
Lineage: Eukaryota; Viridiplantae; Streptophyta; Magnoliopsida; Arecales; Arecaceae
Source: RefSeq, a predicted model, not a curated record
AGUUUCCUAGAAACAGUCAGCGCACCGUUGUCCCCAUCGAGCAAUGUAUGUGUCGAUCUUUGUGAAUCAAAAUAGCAACGAGAUAGAGAGAAAGAGGAAGUGAAUCAAAAUGCUCCUGGAGUUGUUGGAGGGAGCAAGGUCAGGGUAUGCUGCUGGCCUUCCACAAAUAGCUGAGGAGAACAAAACCCUCCUCAUCGAUGUCACGGCGGCGGGAUACACGGUGCUCCACAUAGCAGCCAAGAUGGGUCACGCGGAGCUCGCAAAGGCCAUCUGCAGGCUGGAGAUGGAGCCCCUGCUGUUGACCAGACAAAACUCCAGAGGAGACACUCCGGUGCACUCCGCGGCCAGGGUCGGGCAUCACGAGAUCGUCACCUCCUUCGUCUCCACUCGAAUCGUUGAUGAACUUGGAGUGGAGCAUCGCCGGCUCCCCGGGGUGAGGAAUCGUGCCGGAAACACGGCCCUUCAUGAGGCGGCUCAGAACGGCCACUUGGAGGUGGCUCAAGUGAUCAUGUCCAUGGAUCCCGACUUGGCGGGCGUGUCUCCGUUCAAUGUGGCUACGGUGAAUCGGGCGGGCGUGUCUCCGUUCAAUAUGGCUGCGGAAAGGGAAAAUUAUGUGAUAGACUCGUUCCAUCACAGGCAAAGUCAAUCAGAAGUACACGCAUCAGUGGGUCUUGUACCUAAUAAUUUCUCCGCAGAAAGGGUCAUCGAAACUUGCGCAGUUAGUGCAACGGUCCCCGGCGGGCUCCCACCAGGGACCAAACGGGCAAACGGCACUGCAUGCGGCAGUGCCCAGGAGCUAAGGUUACAGAGGGACAAGGCCUCAACCUUGAAAAGUGAAUAUAGCAGCGAUGUCCGGACACUGAAGAAAGAUGAAGAUAGCGGCAACAUGAAACCCAGCAUCUCAGGUACAUUCAAGUUAUGCACAGCAGCUUUCACCCCCAACCAAGCUGCAAUUAACUCCACAAAUGGAAUUGAGGGAGAAGAUAACAACUUAUCACCUGCAAUCAACAAUCUGGCACAAUGA